GAAUAGGCACAAGCAACGUCACUAACAGUCAGUGUCGACGCGCGAGGAUGGCGCGGUGCACCAGAGUAGCCUUGAGCUUGUUGUGUGCUUCGGCCUGCCUGCAUAUCGUGACCGGCUCCACCAGUCAGGGGGUCCUCAACCAAUUCGUAAAGAGGGUGAAGCGACAAGAAGAAACAAACAAAAAGGAGGAGAGCUUUGAAACAGAACUAUGUAAAGACAAAGAUGCUGGAGAAUGGUUCCGACUCGUGGCAGGAGAAGGUGAUAAUUGCAGAGACGUAAUUCAGUGCACAUCAUCGGGCCUGCAAGCUAUCCGAUGUCCGGCAGGUCUGUAUUUCGAUAUCGAGAAGCAGACAUGUGACUGGAAGGAUGCAGUUAAGAACUGCAAACUCAAAAAUAAGGAACGCAAAGUUAAGCCUCUGCUCUACACCGAUGAACCUCUUUGCACGGAAGGCUCUUUGGCUUGUGGCGACGGCAACUGUGUGGAGCGUGGUCUCUUCUGUAAUGGUGAGAAAGACUGUGCCGAUGGUUCGGACGAAAACACCUGUGAUAACGACAACGACCCGAACCGCGCUCCGCCCUGCGAUCCGGCAGUGUGCGUCCUGCCGGACUGUUUCUGCUCCGAGGAUGGCACUGCGAUCCCUGGAGAUCUUCCAGCGAAGGAUGUCCCACAGAUGAUCACCAUCACAUUCGAUGAUGCCAUCAACAACAAUAACAUUCAGCUGUAUAAGGACAUCUUCAACGGAAAUCGCAAGAAUCCCAACGGCUGUGACAUCAAGGCCACCUUCUUCGUCUCACACAAGUAUACCAACUAUUCCGCCGUGCAAGAAACGCACCGAAAGGGACAUGAGAUUGCUGUCCAUUCCAUCACUGGAACUGGAAAUCGGCGAGGAUCUGGAAGUUCUGAGCACAAUGACGACGAGCAGUUCUGGAGCAACGCCACCGUUGACGACUGGGCCAAGGAAAUGGCAGGCACAAGAAUCAUCAUCGAGAAAUUCGCCAACCUGACGGACAACAGCGUGGUAGGUGUCCGCGCACCGUACUUGCGCGUUGGUGGUAACAACCAGUUCACCAUGAUGGAGGAACAGGCCUUCCUGUAUGACUCGACCAUCACGGCUCCCCUCUCUAACCCGCCGUUGUGGCCGUACACCAUGUACUUCCGCAUGCCACACCGUUGCCACGGCAAUCUGCAGCACUGCCCCACCCGUAGCCACGCCGUAUGGGAAAUGGUCAUGAACGAACUCGAUCGUAGGGAGGACCCUCAAUUUGACGAAUAUCUGCCUGGGUGUGCCAUGGUGGACUCAUGUUCCAACAUCCUGACAGGAGAUCAGUUUUACAAUUUCCUUAACCACAAUUUUGAUCGACAUUACGAAAAGAACCGCGCACCAUUGGGUCUCUACUUCCAUGCAGCCUGGCUCAAGAACAACCCUGAGUUCCUGGACGCGUUUCUCUAUUGGGUGGAUGAAAUCCUAUCCAAUCACAAUGACGUCUACUUCGUGACGAUGACGCAGGUUAUCCAGUGGAUACAGAAUCCCAGAACUAUUUCUGAGGUGAAGAAUUUCGAGCCCUGGAGGGAGAAGUGCACAGUGGACGGAAAGCCUGCUUGCUGGGUACCUCAUUCAUGCAAACUGACGAGCAAGGAACUGCCAGGAGAGACCAUCAAUUUGCAGACAUGCGUCCGAUGCCCCAACAAUUAUCCGUGGGUUAACGACCCUACCGGAGACGGGUUCUUCUAAGUCAUCGAUCUCACAACUCUGCGACUUAUCACCGACCAUACCCUGCACACACCCUGGCUCCCUAUCCGCAGCCCUCAACUAAACUCCAACCGUAUGCAUUAUAUAUAUAUGUUUCAAGUGGUGGAUGUUAAGGGCUAAUUAAUAUGAACAAAAUAAAAUCUCGCGAAAGACAGCUAAAAUAAAAUUAUGAUGGGUGGGUUAUAAAGCGUAUUUCAGCACUUCCUCAUGUUUUGUCUUUCUUUAAUGUUUCACCACGCUGAAGGAGCAGGACACAGUGAUGCGGGCUUGUUUUCAGUCUCCUGAGACAGCAUGUUCCUGUCUGGCAGGAACUGUAGUGACCUGGAGAAAGACGGUUUACAGUAAUAAAUCUGGACUAUUGUAGAGACUUCUCUGGGACAGUUAGUUUCAAUUGUAUUUGUUCUUUUCUGGCUAAACAACUGUUUGUGUGGAAAAUAAAGGGAAGAAAUUCCAUCGACCUGAAUUGAUGGGCGAAAGAGCGGAAUUGGUGUACAUGGUUUUCAUAUAAAUUGCACGAACUGUGGCCGUAAUACUGUACAGUGUCAUUCUAUGUGAAGAGCAGCCCAAUGCCGGGGGAUAGAACUAUUUAAUUAAUGUGAUUCUCGGGUUACGAACCUGAGGCAAGAGAGUAACGUAGAGAAUUUCUUGAAUUUAAUUUCAAGGAAGCAUUUUAUGUAAAAAAAAAAAUCUGUUUUGACAAGUUUAAAAUAAAACGUGCUUAUAAACCUACUGA
This is a messenger RNA of Cryptotermes secundus, 2484 nucleotides long. RefSeq lists its product as uncharacterized. Gene Ontology annotation, cellular component: extracellular region. The record is from RefSeq and is a predicted model, not a curated record. The coding region runs from base 48 to 1733 and encodes 561 amino acids. Gene Ontology annotation, molecular function: protein binding; chitin binding; hydrolase activity, acting on carbon-nitrogen (but not peptide) bonds. Gene Ontology annotation, biological process: carbohydrate metabolic process. The transcript has 7 exons. Lineage: Eukaryota; Metazoa; Arthropoda; Insecta; Blattodea; Kalotermitidae.